GAUUAAUUUAAAUAUAUGUUUAAAACACAUAGGAGGUUCAAAAAGUGGUAGGUGAAACCAAUCAACUUUAUAAACAGAUUCGUAAACAUCAGAAAACUCCCUUGUCUCCUCCCACCAGCCAUUCUCUUCAGUGAAAACCAUGGCUUCCUCUUCUUCUCUCUCGCUCUCCCAAGCCCUCCUCCGCCCCACUCCUCUCCCCUCCUCCCACCAGCCCUCUCUCCGCGUCUCCCCGUCACUCCGCCCCUCCCCUUCCACGGCCCCGCUCUCCCUCCGCCGCCGCGCCGCCCAUGUUCGUGCCUCCGUUCCUGUUAAGACCGUCGAGAAGGCCACCUCGGAUGUCACGCUGGUGGAAAAGUCCGUCAACACGAUCCGCUUCCUCGCCAUCGACGCCGUCGAGAAGGCGAAUUCCGGCCACCCGGGUCUCCCCAUGGGAUGCGCCCCAAUGGGUCACGUGCUCUACGACGAGGUCAUGAAGUACAACCCGAAAAAUCCUAAGUGGUUCAACAGGGAUCGCUUUGUUUUGUCCGCGGGUCACGGGUGCAUGCUCCAGUACGCUUUGCUUCACCUAGCUGGCUUCGAUAGUGUCAAGGAAGAGGAUUUGAGGGAAUUUCGACAAUGGGGGAGCAGAACCCCGGGACACCCAGAGAAUUUUGAAACUCCUGGAGUUGAAGUUACAACAGGUCCUCUUGGACAGGGGAUUGCCAAUGCUGUUGGCUUGGCCCUGGCGGAGAAGCACUUGGCUGCGAGAUUCAACAAACCUGAUAAUGAGAUUGUUGAUCAUUACACAUAUGCUAUUCUGGGUGAUGGUUGUCAAAUGGAGGGUAUUGCAAAUGAGGCAUGCUCACUUGCUGGCCACUGGGGACUGGGGAAGCUGAUAGCAUUUUAUGAUGAUAAUCACAUUUCUAUUGAUGGUAACACAGAGAUUGCAUUCACCGAGAGUGUUGAUAGUCGUUUUGAGGGACUUGGGUGGCAUGUUAUUUGGGUGAAGAAUGGAAAUAAUGGCUAUGAGGAUAUUCGUGCUGCCAUUGAGGAAGCAAAAUCUGUCAAAGACAAACCCACACUGAUCAAGGUCACAACAACCAUUGGCUAUGGUUCUCCCAACAAAGCUAACUCCUACAGUGUGCACGGAAGUGCACUGGGUGCCAAAGAAGUUGAUGCCACAAGGAAGAACCUUGGAUGGCCAUAUGAGCCAUUCCAUGUACCUGAGGAUGUCAAAAAGCAUUGGAGUCGCCACACCCCUGAGGGUGCUGCACUUGAAGCUGAGUGGAAUAUUAAGUUUGCUGAGUAUGAAAGGAAAUACAAGGAAGAAGCCGCAGAGCUAAAAUCUAUAAUCAAUGGUGAAUUGCCUGCUGGAUGGGAGAAAGCACUUCCGACAUACACUCCAGAGAGCCCAGCUGAUGCCACCAGGAAUCUAUCUCAGCAAAACCUUAAUGCCCUUGCCAAGGUUCUUCCGGGUCUGCUAGGGGGUAGUGCAGAUCUUGCUUCUUCCAACAUGACCUUGCUAAAAAUGUUUGGGGACUUCCAAAAGGAUACUCCAGGAGAACGUAACGUUAGAUUUGGUGUUAGAGAACAUGGAAUGGGAGCAAUCUGCAACGGCAUUGCUCUUCACAGCCCUGGACUGAUACCAUACUGUGCUACUUUCUUUGUUUUCACUGAUUACAUGAGAGGUGCCAUAAGGCUUUCUGCGCUAUCUGAGGCUGGGGUUAUUUAUGUCAUGACUCAUGAUUCAAUAGGACUUGGAGAGGAUGGUCCAACCCACCAACCUAUAGAGCACCUGGCAAGCUUCCGGGCAAUGCCAAACAUUUUGAUGCUUCGUCCUGCCGAUGGUAAUGAAACAGCUGGGGCAUACAAAGUUGCAGUGCUCAACAGGAAGAGACCAUCCAUCCUUGCCCUUUCCCGGCAGAAACUACCCAAUCUUCCCGGAUCUUCUAUUGAAGGCGUUGAAAAGGGUGGUUACACCAUUUCAGACAACUCCACAGGCAACAAGCCUGAUGUCAUUUUGAUUGGAACUGGUUCUGAGUUGGAAAUUGCUGCCAAAGCUGCUGAGGACCUAAGGAAGGAAGGGAAGAGUGUUAGAGUUGUUUCCCUUGUUUCUUGGGAACUUUUUGAUGAGCAGUCAGAAGCAUACAAGGAGAGUGUUUUGCCUGUUGCUGUGUCAGCCAGAGUUAGCAUCGAGGCAGGAUCAACAUUUGGGUGGGAGAAAAUCGUUGGAGCCAAGGGAAAAGCCAUAGGUAUUGAUCGUUUUGGAGCAAGUGCUCCAGCCGGAAAAAUAUACAAAGAAUUCGGCAUCACAAAAGAAGCCGUUAUUGCUGCAGCAAAAGAGCUUAUCUAGAUACUUUAGUUUCUUUCUUUUCAUGUAAAACUUUUCAUUUUUCUCCUCAUUUGGUUUUAUUUGCGAGAGGUUGUUUCGGCAUGAGACGGUUCCACUCACUCACUGUUUUUACUGGAUUUCUCGUGAUAAAUUUGCCAUUUAUAAAAGCAAUGAGGUUCCUACUUA
Molecule: messenger RNA, 2497 nt
Organism: Vigna angularis (adzuki bean)
Lineage: Eukaryota; Viridiplantae; Streptophyta; Magnoliopsida; Fabales; Fabaceae
Product: transketolase, chloroplastic
Exons: 7
Coding region: 140-2332 (730 amino acids)
Biological process (GO): pentose-phosphate shunt
Cellular component (GO): cytosol
Molecular function (GO): transketolase activity
Source: RefSeq, a predicted model, not a curated record